Messenger RNA from Neltuma alba, 2552 nucleotides. Its product is annotated as cell division cycle 7-related protein kinase. The record is from RefSeq and is a predicted model, not a curated record. Gene Ontology annotation, molecular function: protein serine/threonine kinase activity; ATP binding. The transcript is spliced from 15 exons. Gene Ontology annotation, cellular component: nucleus. Gene Ontology annotation, biological process: mitotic DNA damage checkpoint signaling; protein phosphorylation. Bases 39 to 2552 code for a protein of 837 amino acids. NCBI's taxonomy places the organism in Eukaryota, Viridiplantae, Streptophyta, Magnoliopsida, Fabales, Fabaceae.
GCCAAGUUCUCGACGCUUCGACCUCCUCUGAGUCCGAAAUGGCCUGGCACUUUGCGUCCCUUCUUCUAUCCCUCGGUCAUCCAGCACAUCCCGCCGACCUCGCUUCUCGAUGCACAUUAUUUACUGCUUCUCCUGAACUAGUUGAGUUCCUCUGCUUGAUCCCUGAAUCUCCCAUCUUGCUGACCUCCAAUUUCUAUGUCACUCUCUCUGCUGUUGCUAUAGUCGCUGUUGGACACUUCGUCUCGGUAGCCGACUUUUUUGGUAGUUCUUUUAUACCUAGAUUUGGAAUCAGAGUUUCCUCGACGGACGGCUGGGGAAACAGCUGUAGAAAACGGAAACGAAGGCUUAUUUUAGAUUCCGAUUUCCUUCCCGUGGCAAAAAGAGGGAUAAGUUAUUAUUCUGAACAUGUAGAUGAGUUGGAUCCAAUGAAAUUGCUUCCUCCGAAGAGAAUCAGCGAUGACUCUUCUAGGAUUAUUUUACAGUCACAUGGCACGCUAAGCAUUGAAUUAUUCGAAAGUCCCGAUCAAUGCAAGGAAGUUAAAAUGGAGGAAACUUCCGGAAGUAGAACAAAUUUCAAUGAUACAUUAAAAGAUGUUAAAUCUACCAGUAUGCCUCCGUUGGUCGAUGACAGGAUUAAUGACAAUGAAGUAGUUCCAGACAUUAGAAUAAGUGAUAGCAAAGUAUCCUUGGAAUGCAAGCAGAUGUCUUUAAUGAAUUCCGGUAGCACGAAACCUCUUCAAAACAUAGUACAGCCAUCACAUACUGCUGUUUUAGAAAUGCCGCCCAAAGGUGACAUUGGAAGGAUUCAUGAUGGAAACUUCGAUGAAGUUAACCAUUUGAGUGGAAAGUCAAUGGCUGCAGAUAUGAAAAGUAUGGACUUCUCUAUGGGUCCCCUUUCUGCACAGAAGUUUCCUCAAUCCUCUUUCAAGACAAAUGCGGUGCCCAGCGAUGUUACUGUUCCUAGUCUGCAAAACACGUCCAAAAAUUUACAUAAUGAAGAGAAGCGGAACUUCAAUAGAGGUCAGCCAUCAAUGAGUAAGGGACAGAAAAACAAUUGCACUGCCAUGCAUUUCAAGGAAAAAAGGGGAACUUCGAUCUCAACGUGUCCUGAGGAUCAAAAGGAGCGUAAGGAUCUUCCAACAUUUGAAUCGUACAUUGUGGAAGAGGAAGAAGGCUCAGGUGCUUAUGGCAUUGUUUACAAGGCAAGGAGGAAGAAUGAUGGAGCCACGGUUGCCCUUAAAUGUCCUCAUGCUAAAGCUCAUGGGCAAUAUGUUACUAACGAGCUCAAAGUGCUGGAGCGAUUUGGAGGCAAAAACUUUAUCAUUAAAUAUGAAGGCAGCUUCAAGAAUGGCAACACUGAUUGCUGUGUUCUAGAACAUAUUGAGCACGACAGGCCUGAGGUGUUAAGGAAGGAAAUUGAUGUUGUUCAACUCCGAUGGUAUGGUUACUGCAUGUUCCGGGCUCUUGCGGCUCUUCACAAGCGGGGAGUAAUACACAGAGAUGUUAAACCUGGCAAUUUCCUUUUCUCCCGUAAGCUCAACAAGGGUUAUCUGAUUGAUUUCAAUCUUGCCAAGGAUCUGCAUCAGAAGCCGGGAAAUAUCGCUUCAACCAAAUGCAGAAAGUUCCCAAAUGUCAAUUUUUUGGAAGCUGCCAAUCAACAGAUAACUAAUGCCUCCAAAUCAAUAUUAGAUCCUAAGGACAGCAGAAGAAAGGCUGUGGCGCAGUCGAAGACUAAAAAUGACCGAGGUAGUGGGCAGGUGAUGAAAAGUCAAGGUGCAGACGGCUCUGGCGUAACUUCGGCGAAGGACGUCACCAGCGCAAGAACAUCACUUGAAAAGAGACUGAGUCUGGUAAGGCCAAGGAGGAAAGAGUUGAUUAACAUCUUGCAAGAAACGCUGUUAGGUCCGAAUCAAGAAUUAUCAAACACUCCUAUGAGAAAGCGGGUUCCUGCUCCUCGUAAUAAGAUGGAGAGUGAGCAUGUCUACAUCUCUCCCAUGCCUUUGAACUCAAUUGGCAAUGAUGCCACCGGUGCUGGAUUUCUGAAGAGUAAAGGGAAUGGAAAACAGACAAGAGAAGGUUCUUGUGUGGGAACAAAAGGCUUUCGGGCUCCAGAGGUAUUGUUCAGGUCUCCACAUCAAGGUCCUAAGCUUGACAUCUGGUCUGCCGGUGUAUCCUUGCUCUAUCUCAUAAUCGGGAAAACUCCUUUCACUGGAGAUCCUGAACAGAACAUAAAAGAUAUAGCUAAACUGAGAGGCAGUGAGGAUCUAUGGGAGGUUGCUAAGCUACACAAUCGGGAAUCCUCGUUCCCUGCGGACUUGUACGAUAAACACAGUUUGCCAUUUUUGCGACUUCGAGAUUGGUGCAUAAUGAACACUAAGAGACCAGAAUUCCUGGAAGUCAUUCCCGGUUCACUGCUUGAUCUCUUGGACAAGUGCUUGAUGGUGAACCCUAGACUGAGAAUCGGUGCAGAGGAGGCUCUUCAGCAUGAGUUUUUUGCUCCAUGCCAUGAGAGCUUGAGGAAGGAAAGGCAAUGCAAGAAGGAAUUGAGUUGA